This is a messenger RNA of Drosophila busckii, 1683 nucleotides long. Its product is annotated as kelch domain-containing protein 4. The coding region runs from base 128 to 1663 and encodes 511 amino acids. The transcript is spliced from 4 exons. Gene Ontology annotation, molecular function: protein binding. Lineage: Eukaryota; Metazoa; Arthropoda; Insecta; Diptera; Drosophilidae. The record is from RefSeq and is a predicted model, not a curated record.
AUAACAGCAUAACAGCAUGUUAGCGGAGGAGCAAUUCUGUUAACUAAAAUUAAAAGCAAAACGUGCUUUUGUGCAAAAUUUAAAUACAACUAACCGAACUCCGUGCAUUCAUUGAAAUUCCACAAUCAUGGGUAAAAAGGACAAAAACAAAAAGAAGGGCAAGGGAGCCGAGAAAACGGCCAUGAAAACAGACAAAAAAUUGGCCGCCAAGCAAAAGAAAAUGCUUGAGAAACUUGGAGAAGCCGACAUAGCGGACAUUGUUAAGAAACUGGAGGAUCAAGAGGGGCGCAUAGCUGCCAUUACGGAGGAUGUCUGUCCACCGCCCACACCGCGCUCCAAUUUCUCUUUGGUUGCGCAUCCCGAGAAGGAUGAAUUGAUCAUGUUUGGUGGCGAGCUUUACAAUGGCUCCAAGACUACUGUCUUCAAUGAUCUGUUCUUUUAUAAUGUCACACGCAAUGAGUGGAAGCAGCUGCGCUCGCCGUCAGGACCAACGCCACGAAGUGGUCAUCAAAUGGUUGCCGUUGCCACAGAUGGCGGGCAGCUUUGGAUGUUUGGUGGCGAGCAUGCCAGCCCCUCACAGCUGCAGUUCUAUCACUACAGGGAUCUUUGGACUAUGAGCCUGAAGACACGCCAAUGGUCCAAGGUUGCAGCACCGAAUGGACCAAGCGCUAGAAGUGGUCAUCGCAUGGCUGCCGUCAAAAAGCGUCUCUUCGUAUUUGGCGGCUUCCAUGAUAAUAAUCAAUCCUAUCAUUACUACAAUGACGUGCAUGUCUUCUCGCUGGAAUCCUACGAAUGGCUUAAGAUAGAGAUCGCCAGCGGCAUUGCGCCUGCGGUGCGUUCCGGCUGUUGCAUGGCUGCCACCACGGAUGGCAAGAUCUAUGUAUGGGGUGGCUACGCGAGAACCUCAAUGAAGAAGGACUUGGAUCGCGGCAUUACACACACAGACAUGUUUGCGCUUGAGCUGGAUAAGCAUGGCAAUGGCAAUAAGUACAAAUGGAGCGCAGUAAAGGCUGGUGGCUAUCGUCCGAAGCCACGCAAUAGCGUUGGCUGCGCCGUGGCGCUUAAUAGCAAGGCGUACUGCUUUGGCGGCGUCAUGGAUGUCAACGAGGAUGAUGAGAAUGUGCAAGGUCAGUUCGGUGACGAGCUGCUGGCCUUUGACCUAAGCGCACAAGCCUGGCGCUUACUGGAAGUAUCAGAGAAGACUAAAACGAGCAGCAAGAAGGAUAAUGAUAAGAUUGCCGACGUUGAAAUGGACGACGACGAUGCAAGUGCGUCCAGUAAAACGGUCACAACCACUACAGAUGGUAUAUUCACCGUCACCGUGGGUGGUCCCAGCUCCAGUCAGCCCUACGUAUCAAAAAUACCCAGUCUGUUUCCCAGUCCGCGGCGCACGGAUGUGCCCUCGCCUCGCAUGAACCCAGGACUUUGCAUAUGCAAGGGCGUGCUUUAUGUAUUCGGCGGUCUCUAUGAGGAGGAUGAGCGACAGCAAACGCUGAGCGACUUCUAUGCGCUGGACCUGCAUAAAUUGGACAAGUGGCGAGUGAUUAUAGCGGGCAAUCAAAAGGCGCACGAUUGGAUUGAUGACAGCGAGAGCAGCAGCUCCGAUGAAGAAUGCAGCAGCGAUGAUGAUGACGACGAUAGCUCGGGCAUGGAAACGGAUUAGCACGACUACAAGUUCUGUCC